AUGGAAGCGGACGUCGGAUUUUGCUUCCCCAUCAGGGAGCUCACCAGCGCGUUGGUGAAACUUAAGCUGUUCGAUCCAGUCCGCCACUCGAAGACGUUCAUCGAGCAGACAGCCGAUAAGCCGGAGAUAUUUGCUCAUAUGCCGAUCGGGCCAUUUGCAGAUGUCGAAGAGUUCCAGACCAAGUACUUCUACCCGCAGGUGUGCAGGAGUAACACCAGAGUGGCCUUUGCCAUCAUAGACAAGACCAAACCAGGCCCGUCGGAAGAUGGAGGAGCUUUGGCAGGAAUUGUGACAUAUUCCUACGCCUCGGUGGAUAAUCAACUGCUCGAGAUCGCGUUCAUGGUCGUCUUCCCGGAAUUUCAGCGGACGCAUGUGACGACUCAUACGAUAGGACUGAUGCUGCAGUAUGCACUGGAUCCUCCCGACGGCAGUGAUCCGGCAAAGGGGGGGCUAGGCUUGCGCAAAGUGCUUUGGCAGACUGCGACGACGAAUGCAGCCUCCCGGGCAACGGCUAGGAAGAUGGGAUUCGAGCAGGAAGGGAUUCUGCGGUGGGAUCGAGUGUUUCAUGACGCCGUGCAGAGAAAGAAGCAAGGCAAUGGCAAGGAGAUGCCAGCUCACGCAGACAAGAAGGCCGUGGGUAGAGACACAGUGUACUGUGGACUGUGUUGGGAUGAGUGGGAAGACGGGAAGAGGCAGAUGGUCCAGCAGCUGAUGGACGGCUUUUUGCACAAAUAA
Molecule: messenger RNA, 735 nt
Organism: Trichophyton benhamiae CBS 112371
Lineage: Eukaryota; Fungi; Ascomycota; Eurotiomycetes; Onygenales; Arthrodermataceae
Product: GNAT family acetyltransferase, putative
Exons: 2
Coding region: 1-735 (244 amino acids)
Molecular function (GO): protein N-terminal-serine acetyltransferase activity; protein-N-terminal-alanine acetyltransferase activity
Source: RefSeq, a predicted model, not a curated record